Molecule: messenger RNA, 1527 nt
Organism: Trichomonas vaginalis G3
Lineage: Eukaryota; Parabasalia; Trichomonadida; Trichomonadidae
Exons: 1
Coding region: 1-1527 (508 amino acids)
Source: RefSeq, a predicted model, not a curated record
AUGAAGAAUUCUCAUUUAUUGGAAAAGUUAAAAGACCCUCAAAUUAAAUACACUGAUAUAUUGAAAGAGCCAGAUAUAAUUACUGCAUUUACAUCAUCAAACAGCCAACUUUUAGACUAUCUACAACGAAAUUUAACAAAUAUUAUUGAAAAUCUCGGCUCUUAUAACGAAAAAGAGUUUGACAUUACAGCAUUCUUUCUAUCUGGUAGAGAUGUUAAAAUUUUAACGAAUUCACUUAUAUCAAAUCAUGUUUUGAUUGAUAAGCUAUUCCAAUCAUCUAUAUUUUCUGAUAAGUUAUCAAUAUCAAAGCUAGAUACGAUAUUUGAUAUAUUCCAAACAGCAACUUUAAUGGAAAGUUCAAUUAUUACCUCAUUUUUUGAAUCAAGCUAUAUGUUUUAUACACUUGUGAAUAACUUAGAUUGCAUUUCGUGUUUUUACUUCCUUAAAUCUCUUAUCAAACACCAAAAUAUCGAAUAUUCCUCAUUCUUAAUCCAAAUCCUCUUAACAAUGAACGUAACGGUUAUCAUCAGCGAUGAAGAUACAGAAAGAUUCCAAUUAAACUCGAAUUCAAUGAAAUAUAUAAAAGAUAAUUUUCAUCUUCAAAAUUAUCGCGAGUUCUUCAAGUUAUGUUAUGAGUUUUCAAUUACACAUAAAACAUAUUUACUAUUUGCUGAUUUAUUCAUCAAAAUUUUGAAUUCACAAUAUUCUAUGUUUUUAUCCGAUUUAGACCACGAUCCUUAUUAUUCCGACAAAGAUACAUUCAAUUAUAUACUAAUGACGUAUUGCCAGCUCAAAUUCAGGAGCAAAGAAAAUAAUGAUUUUUCAUUUGAAGAAUCCUAUGAAGAAGACCAGGAAAUUGACCUUAAUUUAUCAUCAACACAAAGUAUGAGUUCAUAUGAAGAGCUUUUGGACAAAGUUCUUCCAAUUACCGAAUUGGAAUAUUUAGAUUACCAAGUUUACAUGUAUUUUGGCGAGAAAUUCAAAGAAGAAACUAAUAUUUGGGAAUUGGGAACACAUUUUGUUGAUUCAGGAUUGAAAUAUCUUGCGAAAUACUCUCGUUUUAAUCCUGCUUUUGUUUUACACAUAAUAAGAAUGUUCAUUUUUGCUCCUUUCCAAAGAAAUGAUCUUGAUUCAAGAGCCGCGAAGUUGAUUCCAAAAGCAACAACUGUUGAUUUGAUUAUUUACAUGUGCCAGACAUUUAUUGUCGAUGAAGAGCAAUGGAAUAAUUUCAUCAAAGCGAUAAGAAAUUCUUUGUUGUUCUGGGAAAGUCUCGGUGAACACAGUAGAUUAUCAACAUCAAUUUCACUGAAAAUUGCUGAAUUUGUCAAAACUACUGAUAAUGAAAAAAUUUUUGAUUUGCCUGAUGAAGAAGACUUCAAAAAGAACUGGGAAACAUUCGAAAAUAAGUACAAAGAGUUGCCGUUUAAAGAUAUUUCUAUUGAACCUGUUGAAAGUGAAAUUGAUCAGAAGUACUACGAAAAAGGUCAGAGAGAUUUCGAAAAACUCACUUCAAAUGAUAAUGAAUAA